CCAUUUUAACAAUCGAUUGUUUCGCCUGCCUGCUUAUCCUUGUGAUGGUGCAGUUUUGUUUUGUUAUGUUUUUCAUCUAUAUCUCCCCUCCGCUGUCACGGUUCUUGUUCUUCCUUCUCUUUUUCUAUAAAUAAGUGCAAAGUGGAUGUGGGUGAAUAGGCUAUGACCUGCGCAUUCCUGGGAGGGGGACGGGAUUUGCGAUGUUGGAGUACGUAGAGCCGACGAUAAAUGCAACACGAAAAAUAUUAACAAAUUCGCCGUCGAUGUACGUGAAAUUCAAAUCGUGGCUGCUGCAGCAACAGACCGCAGAGGCCGGUGGUAACACGGCUGAAACCAUCUGCGGAACCCUCGUCAACUCCAAGUUGGAAAAUGUUCGUAUGUUAGAUCGUUACUCGAAAACACCAUUGAUUGGAACACUAUUUCUUACAACAUCACAUCUCAUCUUCGUCGAUCCCGAAGACAAGAAGGAAACAUGGAUCGCUAUAAUGCACAUUGCGAAUCUGGAAAAGCUUCCUUUGACCACAACAGGGUCACCGCUUUUGAUCCGCUGCAAGAAUUUCCUGUCGGUGACGUUCGUGAUACCCCGAGAAAGGGAUUGUCAUGACAUCUAUCUGACGUUGCAGCUGUUCUCGCAGCCCAGCAACGUCGAAGAUUUGUACUGCUUCACGUACAAAGCGAUCCCCGCAAAUAUGUCGCAAAGCACCGGCUGGGACUUUUACGAUCUGCAAUCGGAAUACAAGAGGAUGGGCGUACCGAACGACCAAUGGGGUUUGACCAACCUCAACAAGGAUUACGAGUUGUGUGAUACUUAUCCGCGCCAUCUGCACGUGCCGCUCUCGGCCACGACGACGACUCUGAUGGGUAGCUCAAGGUUUCGCUCGAAAGGACGUUUACCGGUGUUGUCGUAUCUUCACCACAAUAAAGCAAGCAUUUCGAGGUGUAGUCAACCUUUGUCAGGCUUUAGCGCGAGAUGCGUCGAGGAUGAGAAGAUGUUCAAUCACGUGCUCAAAACCAAUCCGAAUUCCAGUUACAUGUACGUGGUCGAUACGAGACCAAAGAUAAACGCGUUCGCCAAUAAAGCGGCAGGAAAAGGGUACGAAAAUGAGGCUUUCUACGAGAACAUCAAGUUCCAUUUCCUCGGUGUCGAGAAUAUACACGUCAUGCGGAACAGCUUAGAUAAAGUGAUCGAAACUUGUGAGCAGAAGAAUCCAACGAUUAAUAGUUUCCUGAGCGGAUUGGAGUCAAGCGGUUGGUUGAGGCACAUAAAAUCCAUCCUCGACACGUCCUGGUUCAUUGCUCAAGCCUUGGAGGAGGGAAUCAGCGUCGUCGUGCAUUGCUCCGAUGGUUGGGACAGGACCGCUCAAGUUUGCUCUCUAGCCUCGAUUCUGCUGGAUCCGUACUACAGGACCAUUACCGGAUAUCAAGCUCUGAUUGAAAAGGAUUGGUUGGCUUUCGGGCACAAAUUCUCCGAACGCUGCGGGCACGUUCAGAGCGACAGCAAGGAAGUAUCUCCAAUCUUCACGCAACUUCUGGACGCCACGUGGCAGCUGAUGCAGCAGUUCCCAUUAACAUUCCAAUUCAACGAGCGCUUUCUGCUCAAUCUCCACGACCAUGUACAUUCGUGCCAGUACGGCACCUUCGUCGGAAACUGCGAGAAGGACAGGCUCGAUCUCAGAUUGAGCGAACGCACCUAUUCCCUUUGGGGCAAAGUCGCACGCAACAUCAACGAGUUCUUGAACCCUCUUUACUCUCCAGAAGAAACCACCGGACUUUUAACACCCAAUCUGGUUCCGCAAAACAUUAAAUUCUGGAGAGGCAUGUACUGCGGUUUCGAAAGCGGAGUGCAUCCGCGAGAACCCAUAGGAGAUAUUCUUCUGGACACGUGCGAUCACACCUCUUCUCUCGAGGAUCACAUCAAAUACUUGACCAAGCGUAUCUCUUCGGUGAAAGCUUUGCUUCUGAACGCGGAUAAACGCAGCAUCGAGAAGAAACCGGACAACACUAAUUCCACGGACAAUAAAUUCCUUUAUGAAAAAGCGAGUCUUCGGGAGCUCGAGUCGGCGGACCACGACCAUCCACUGAAGUUAGGCUCUGAAGAUAAUCAGGGGAGCGAUGCGAAUGAGAAGGUCGGCGAAAUCACCAAGGAUCUCAAUUCCGUGGCGCUCGACUGGAAGGCCGUACGUAGCGUCACUGAAUGCUCGUGCUCGAAAGCCUUCGAUCAGUUCACAAGAAAAUAUCAUUGCCGGAAGUGCGGUGAUAUUUUCUGCAUGAGAUGCAUUGACCAGCAGUGCGAACUUCCGGGCCACAUGAGCCGGAAACCGAUGCCGGUCUGUCGGCCCUGCUACGACAAUUUGCAGACCGUCUCCUUCGAUGGACCAGAAUAAAUGCUGUGCUAUUGCGCUCUUUCAUUUUUCGCACUUAAUGUUACUUUUGGACUGACCGAAUUUGGGGAAGAACUGUUAUAUAUACGCUCGCUAAUCAAAAAAAAAAUAAGUAGAGUAAAGAGAAUUAUUUUUUAAGUUCAAACCUGUUGGUUUCUAUUCUUAAUAAGUUUAAUAAAAUGUUAAAU
This is a messenger RNA of Nicrophorus vespilloides, 2569 nucleotides long. It is a transcript of the gene Mtmr6, whose product is annotated as myotubularin-related protein 6. NCBI's taxonomy places the organism in Eukaryota, Metazoa, Arthropoda, Insecta, Coleoptera, Silphidae. The coding region runs from base 201 to 2384 and encodes 727 amino acids. The record is from RefSeq and is a predicted model, not a curated record. Gene Ontology annotation, molecular function: metal ion binding; phosphatase activity. The transcript is spliced from 9 exons. Gene Ontology annotation, biological process: dephosphorylation.